UGGGGGAGGGGCGGCGGUGCUCUGAGCCCCCAGGCCUCGGUGGCACCCCGUCCCCUCCGGCUCGGGCACCGGGAAGCCACGUCCGCCCUUCCCAGGGCUCUGCAGUGCCCAGCGAGCACGUCGGGCUUUCAGGGUGCCUGUCACUGCUGCAGGGUUUCCAGCGUUCCUGGACCCGCGGCGGGCAGCUCCAGGCCCCUCCUGCGGGGCAGGGCUGCCCAGGGCUGUGCGGCUACGGUCACUGGGAGCCGGAGCCGGAGCCGGAGCCGGAGCCGUCGCCCCAGGAGUCCAGUCUGUCUGCCUCUCGGGGCUCUGCUCCCUCCCCAACUUUCUAGGCAUUCAUCUCUUGCUGUGCCUCGGGGAGGAGAGUCCGGAGCCCUGUCGUGUCCUCAGAGCCGAGCCGGGCUGCGUGACUGUCCCUUAGGAGACGUGCCCACCGUCCGGACGUCUGUGCCGGUGGCGGCGCGAGGGCUCAUUUUUCCAGAAGCCCCCGUUCCGUGCCCACGACCCACAGGUGCCCCGGUCUGCUCCUCGGGGUGCGGGAUUCUCCUCCUGGUCCCCCCGCCCCGGGUGCUGACCGGGACGAGGCUGGUGCAGAAAAGCCCUUUUCUGUGGUUGGUCCCGGCCUGAGCCUUGGGCCGCGAGCCAGAGGGCAGCGGGGCUCCCCCGUCUCCGUCUCCAUCUCCGUCUCCGUCUCCGGCGCGGGCGGCGUCUCUGACUCCGCUUGUCUGGGCCGGGACGCAGGUCUGACCGGCUGGGCGGGUUUCCUUCCUGAUCCUCCCUGAGAGGAACGUGCAGCCAGCGGGCUCGGUGUCCUGCGCUCAGCUCGGGCCUGGCCCUUCCCCCCCUGAACGUCCAUCUCACUUGUCAUGGACGGAGCAUCCUUCCUGUCCCGUGUGUGCCGAGUUGCCUGUCAGGCUCUCGUCUGUCUGCAGUUCGGGAAGCCGGCUUUUCCCAGCUUCCGUCCCUGGUACAUGGCCCAGAGCAAGCACGCCGAGGCCCGCGAGCUCAUGUGCUCAGGAGCCCUGCUGUUCUUCAGCCACGGCCAGCAAAACAGUGCGGCUGAUUUGUCCAUGCUGGUCCUGGAGUCGCUGGAGAAGGCGGAGGCCGAGGUGGUCGAUGAGCUGCUGGAAAGUCUGGCCAAGCUGUUCAGUCUGAUGGAUCCCAACUCCCCGGAGCGAGUGGCAUUUGUGUCUCGAGCCCUGAAGUGGUCCAGUGGGGGGUCCGGGAAGCUGGGCCACCCCCGGCUCCACCAGCUGCUGGCCCUCACCCUGUGGAAAGAACAGAACUACUGCGAGUCCCGGUACCACUUCCUGCACUCCAGCGACGGCGAGGGCUGCGCCGACAUGCUGGUGGAGUACUCCACGGCCCGGGGCUUCCGCAGCGAGGUGGACAUGUUCGUGGCCCAGGCUGUCCUCCAGUUUCUCUGUUUAAAAAACAAAAGCAGCGCGUCAGUGGUGUUCACGACGUACACACGGAAACAUCCGUCCAUCGAGAGCGGCCCUCCCUUCGUGCAGCCCCUGCUCAACUUCAUCUGGUUUCUGCUGCUGGCCGUCGAUGGGGGGAAGCUGACGGUGUUCACGGUGCUGUGUGAGCAGUACCAGCCGUCCCUCCGGCGGGACCCCAUGUACAACGAGUACCUCGACAGGAUAGGACAGCUGUUCUUCGGCGUGCCGCCCAAGCAGACGUCUUCCUACGGAGGCUUGCUAGGGAACCUUCUGAGCAGCCUCAUGGGCUCCUCGGAGCAGGAGGGCGAGGACAGUCAGGACGACAGCAGCCCCAUCGAGCUCGACUGACACCCGCGGACCUGCACGGACUCGGCCUGGACCGCGGCGGGUGCGGCUCCCGAUGCGGGUUCAGACCCGGGCCCCCUGGCUCUGGCCGAGGCCGAGGGGCCGCACGUUGGGUGUUCUGGGGCUGCCGCGGCCGUGCCAGCCGGGCCGCCGUGUACCUUGAGAUGACCCCAAUAAAGCACAGGCCCUGCCGCGCCUCCUC
Messenger RNA from Balaenoptera acutorostrata (minke whale), 1992 nucleotides. RefSeq names its product guided entry of tail-anchored proteins factor 4 (gene GET4). The record is from RefSeq and is a predicted model, not a curated record. The coding region runs from base 867 to 1793 and encodes 308 amino acids. The transcript has 9 exons. Gene Ontology annotation, cellular component: BAT3 complex; cytosol. NCBI's taxonomy places the organism in Eukaryota, Metazoa, Chordata, Mammalia, Artiodactyla, Balaenopteridae. Gene Ontology annotation, molecular function: protein binding. Gene Ontology annotation, biological process: protein insertion into ER membrane.